AUGUUAUUUACUGAAUUCCAAGUGAAUACAUUAAAAAUUAUUCAUUCUUUAUAUCAACCCCACCACCACCACCACAGCAACAACAGCAGCAACAAUAAUAAUCAUAGUAAUACUACUACUAAUAAUAAUAAUACUAAUAAUAAUAAUAGUAACCAUAGUGAUAAUAAUAGUCAUGGUAUCAUUAUAAGUACAAGUAUACAUACUAAUGAUCCAAUACAAUUGAAUCAAUUCUAUGAUAUUCUUUAUAAACUGAUCAUAUUUAUUAAAGUGAUUCUAUAUACUUUAAUUAUUAUCUCAGCAUUAUUUGGUAAUGCUUUAGUAUUUAUUGCUUAUAUAAAAUAUAAACAAUUAAGAUCUAUACAUACUAAUCUAUUCCUUGUAUCAUUAUCUAUAGCUGAUUUCCUUGUUGCUCUGUUAGUAAUGCCAUUGAAUGCUAUCAUGUCUUUAUUAAAUUAUAAAUGGAUAUUUGGGAAAUUAUUAUGUCAUAUUUAUAAUGCUACAGAUGUAUUAUUUACUACAUCUAGUAUAUUACAUUUAUGUUGUAUAUCAAUGGAUCGUUAUAUUGCCAUUAUAUAUCCAUUGAAUUAUGAUAAGAAAAUGUCUAAAAAGUAUAUUAUUAUAUUACUAUGUAUUAUAUGGACAUUAUCAUUUAUGAUAUCUUAUAUACCAAUUUUAAUGGGAUUACAUAAACCAUUACAUAGUUUAAUGGAUAGAUCACAAAUACAAAUCAAUAUAAGUAGUAUAUCUAGAAUGAAACAAAACUUAGAUCAUGAUGAUGAUUUGUUUCUAUGCAAUUUUAAUGUGAAUCCAUAUUAUGCAAUUAUAUCAUCAUCAAUAUCAUUUUGGAUACCAUCUAUUAUUAUGAUCUUAGUUUAUAUACGUAUAUUUAUUGAAGCAAAAAAACAAGAAAAAAAAAUUAUUCAAUUAUAUACACCAUAUAAUAUAACACAAAUCAAUAAUACGAUGAUAAUGCAACAAAUCAAUAAACAUCAGAAUAAUAAAACUAAUUCGAUCUUAAUUCAUGAUCCAACAAUUAAUCGAUCAUCAUCAUCAUCAGGAUCAUCCUCAUCCUCCCCCUCCUCCUCCUCAUCAUCAUCCUCCCCCUCCUCCUCCUCCUCAUUAUCAUCGAAAUUACAUCAUAUCAAUAAGCAAUAUUAUUCAAAUAUUAAAAUACAACAUGAAAAUAAAGCUGCACGUACACUUGGUAUUGUGAUGGGUGCAUUUUUAUUAUGUUGGUUACCAUUUUUUUUAUGGUAUACCAUUACAAAUUUAUGUAAACAAUGUCAAUAUCCAAAUGAAUUACAAGAGAUCUUAUAUUGGAUUGGUUAUUUUAAUUCAUCAAUUAAUCCUAUAAUAUAUGCCUAUUAUAAUCGGAUAUUUAGACAAGCAUUUAUUAAAAUUAUUGAAUUACAUAAAGGUAAUAUAAUCAAUAAUGAAUUACAACAACAACCACAACAACAACAAUCGAUUAAUGAUCAUAAUAAUAAAUUACCAAUAACACGAAGAUAUAAAUAUCAUACUGUUAAUCAAUUAAUUACUACAAGUGUUAAACGAGAGGGGGAACCAUGAUAAUUGGUAAUAAUACUGAAAUACAUCAUGAAAGUGCAACAUGUAUUACUGAUAUUGAUCAAUAUAAGUAGUAUAUAUAGAUAUAUAUAUGUAUAUAUCAUUAAUGGAAAGUGAACUAUUUGAAGAUGAUCAAAGAAAAGACAAUAAUCACUAUGGAAACAAAUAGAAUAAUAAAGUCUAGAUUGAUUUAGGAACACUUUAACUGUAUGAUUCUGAGAUGUUAUGAAGAGAUUAUGUAAUGUUAUAUCCAAGUAUAUUUGAUGAACCCAAUUUAUCUUCUUAUUCAAUACAAAAGUAUUAUAGAUUGUAAAGAAUUCAUUACAUCAUCAUUAAUGUUAUCGGUUGGAUAAGAUAAGAUAGUAUCCUUCUUGUCCUAUGCUAAUGCAUAUAUAUACAACAAUUGUACAUAAGUUAUUCACUUAUCAACUAUUCAAAACAUAACUACUUUGUUUCAUAAACGGAAUACACCCUUGAAUAAGAAAGAUGAGUUCAGUGAAGAGUUUCCUACCUCCCCCCCCCGUUUUCAGUGAAUUCAUUUUCAAAGUAUUGACAAUAAUCAAUUUCAAUUGUACAUAAUGAAUGUGAUAAGAAAUUUCCAUAUAUUGAAUUUCUCUAUUUUGUUGCAUCAUUUUAAAUAGAGAAGAGAAA
This is a messenger RNA of Schistosoma guineensis, 2217 nucleotides long. NCBI's taxonomy places the organism in Eukaryota, Metazoa, Platyhelminthes, Trematoda, Strigeidida, Schistosomatidae. The record is from the annotation of a GenBank genome assembly.